AUGGGCCGGGAUUACGAUCCAGUCGGGCUGGAAGCCGCGUUGCGCUCCAUCACAAGUUGGGUCCAUGUCUUCGAUGACUCCCUCUUGUCCCGGGCCGUCUCGCCCAGCUCCGAAAAGCCGGCCCUUGUCGGAUGGGUGGCUGGGGGCCACCAGAACGGGAAGCUGGGCUUGGGCUCCCGCUACGGCAGCGAACGCCCGAGCGGCAGGGCGCGUUUCUCAGGAACUUUUCCAAAGCCGACGUUCUUUGUCGCCGAUGGUAUCUUCAAAGCCGAGCUGAAUGAGUUUCUGACUCGUGAACUGGCUGAAGACGGGUACUCGGGAGUAGAGGUCCGGGUCACGCCAACCAGGACUGAGAUAAUCAUCCUUGCUACCAGAACUCAGAAUGUCCUGGGCGAGAAGGGGCGCCGCAUCCGGGAGCUGACGGCUGUUGUCCAGAAGAGGUUUGGCUUCCCUGAGGGAAGUGUUGAGCUCUAUGCUGAGAAGGUGGCCACGAGAGGUCUGUGUGCUAUCGCUCAGGCAGAGUCCCUGCGGUACAAGCUUCUGGGAGGUUUAGCGGUGCGUCGAGCCUGCUAUGGUGUCCUCCGCUUCAUCAUGGAGAGUGGUGCCAAGGGUUGUGAGGUGGUUGUGUCCGGCAAACUCAGAGGUCAGCGUGCCAAGUCCAUGAAGUUCGUGGAUGGCUUGAUGAUCCACAGUGGAGACCCGGUGAAUUACUAUGUUGACACAGCGGUGCGUCACGUCCUUCUCCGGCAAGGUGUACUGGGUAUCAAAGUAAAGAUUAUGUUGCCCUGGGACCCAAGUGGAAAGAUUGGCCCCAAAAAGCCUCUGCCAGACCACGUCAGCAUUGUGGAACCCAAAGAAGAGAUUUUGCCCACCACUCCCAUUUCAGAGCAGAAAGGUGGCAAACCAGAACAGCCAGCCAUGCCUCAGCCAGUUCCCACUGCCUGAGGGGGUUUGUACAAUCUGCAACCGGAAGCUUGACUGUCCUGAAAACAUCUCUUAAUAAAGUCACAAAAGACAGUG
Messenger RNA from Struthio camelus australis, 1020 nucleotides. The record is from RefSeq and is a predicted model, not a curated record. Lineage: Eukaryota; Metazoa; Chordata; Aves; Struthioniformes; Struthionidae.